GUCAAAGAUUACAAUGUGAAACGUCAAAACAAAUUUUGAGGUCAUGUUUACUUGUAGAAUUUUUAAGUGAAAUGUUACUAUUUAAGAGAAAAAGUAAUUAUUACAAAAUUUUAAAAACUGUAAGAGCCUUAACGGAAUCUCCAAUUUAUUUGCGAAAAAUACACAAUGUAGGAUUAAGUGAUAUUCCCAAAGUAACAAUAACAGAUAUACGAAAAUUAUUGAGACAAAAAGGCUAUGCAGUUCACGAUGGCUUUACCUCACUUACUACAAAAUGCUGCAUUUGUUCUUCCGAUCAAAAAUGCACAGACAACAAAGUGUAUGUUAAUAAAACCACUGGAUAUUUUGUGUGUCCCAAAUGCAAUGUUCAUGGAGACUGGAAUAUUUUGGAAAGGCUGGUGAAAAAAGCAAAAGUUGAGGCAGUGGUUAAAGAUUUUAUAGAAAAAUGUCAAGAAACUUCAGAAAAGUUUGAAAAAGACUGGCAACUAGUAUUAGAUACCACCACUUCAAUAUCAAGGAUUAAUGAAACAGAAUUACAAGAAUUAUUUAGAUUAUUUGAAUUCCCUUUUCAUUCUGAUGCCGGAAAGACCCUAUCAGAUGUGAGGGUGUCCCCUGACCGUACAGUAUUAUAUUUCCCAUUAAAGAAUUCUUUAGAUAAGGUAGUUGGUUACCGCAAGUUACAAGCUGGGAAGGAAGAGGAAACAGAAUGCUAUGGCUUGCAUGAUGCUGGCUUGUUUUCAUGUAAGGCACCAAAAGUGGGACGCACUGAUCAAGCAAUACUUGUGCCAAGUAUACAAGAUGUUAUUAAUUUAGCAGCACAAAAGGUUCCAGGGACACUAAUAUGGUUAAGUAACUGCAGUCUGCCUCCUCUUGUACUACCAACGCUAGAGGCGUACCAAAAGUUAUGUCUCUGGGGUGAUUGGGACAACAUGCGUGCAGUAGCCGAGAAAUUGGGUGAAGAGAGAUGUCGAUUUGUAAGACCUACAGACGGGCUGGUGACUGCAUCGGAGGCGGCGGCGGCGGGCCUGUCGCUCAAGACACUGGUGGCGGAUGCGAAGCCCGCCGCGCACCGAUCCAUUACCACGUUUGCGGCUUUGCGCGACGACGUCUACUCAGAACUCACUAACAUCGAUAAGGUUCGCGGUAUAAAGUGGCGUCGUUUCCCGGCGCUGACGCGGCUGCUGGGCGGGCACCGGCGCGGCGAGCUCACCGUGCUCACCGGGCCCACGGGCUGCGGCAAAACCACGCUCUGCGCAGAAAUAUCGCUCGACCUCGCACAACAGGGGGUUAAAACACUUUGGGGCAGUUUUGAAAUCCGCAACUCCCGGCUCGCGCGCACUAUGCUGCAUCAGUUCGCCGGCGUUCCCCUGGAGCAGCAUCUGGAGGACUUCCCUAAAUACGCAGACGAGUUCCAGAAACUACCCGUCUAUUACCUCGCGUUUCACGGACAACAGCCAAUUAAAGUUGUCAUGGAGGCUGUGGAGCACGCACGCUACAUGCACGACAUAGCGCACGUGGUGGUCGAUAACGUGCAGUUCAUGCUGGGGCUGGGCGAGGAGCGCGACGGCGACCGCUACCACCGCCAGGACGCAGUCAUCGCCGCCUUCCGCACCUUCGCCACCGCCAGGCACUGCCACGUCACACUCGUCAUGCAUCCUAGGAAGGAGCGCGAAUCUGAAGAUCUCUCGACGAGUUCUAUAUUCGGCAGCGCGAAGGCGUCACAAGAAGCCGAUAAUGUACUUAUAAUUCAGGACAAACGCCUUACUGCAGUCCGUGGCAAAAAGUACUUACAAGUUGCAAAAAAUCGCUACAGCGGCGAUCUCGGUAUAGUACCCCUAGAUUUUGACAAAGACUCGCUCAGCUAUCAAACGAAAAAGAAAAAUAAAUCGAAGCAGGACGACCAAGAGAAAUCCGGAGAUUUUCCCGGCGACAGUCAGCCUUACAUAGAAUAUGAUGAACAUUUUUCCAAACACAAAGGACGUUCUGGAACAUUUAAUGAAAAUAAAGUAGUGCAUACAAAGGAUACUGACAGCUAUCUUCGAGAUAUAUUAAAUUUGGAUCCAACGUGAUAUUUCUUUUUCAUAUAAGAUUUACACGUGUAUAUAUAAUUGCAUAAUUUGUAAAAUAAAUAAUCUUUACAUUUGCUA
Manduca sexta (tobacco hornworm) is the source of this 2144-nucleotide messenger RNA. RefSeq names its product twinkle protein, mitochondrial (gene mtDNA-helicase). The transcript has 10 exons. Gene Ontology annotation, cellular component: mitochondrion. NCBI's taxonomy places the organism in Eukaryota, Metazoa, Arthropoda, Insecta, Lepidoptera, Sphingidae. Gene Ontology annotation, biological process: mitochondrial DNA replication. The coding region runs from base 72 to 2066 and encodes 664 amino acids. The record is from RefSeq and is a predicted model, not a curated record. Gene Ontology annotation, molecular function: ATP hydrolysis activity; ATP binding; 5'-3' DNA helicase activity.